Molecule: messenger RNA, 807 nt
Organism: Perkinsus marinus ATCC 50983
Lineage: Eukaryota; Perkinsozoa; Perkinsida; Perkinsidae
Product: Integumentary mucin A.1 precursor, putative
Exons: 2
Coding region: 1-807 (268 amino acids)
Source: RefSeq, a predicted model, not a curated record
AUGAAAGGUUGUGAUAGAAAACCGAGACGAGUUGGAAGAGCGGUAACUACUACCCGCAAGCCUACCACCACUACGCGCAAGCCUACGACCACUACGCCCGAGCCUGUCACCACUACGCCCGAGCCUGUCACCACUACGGCCGAGCCUGUCACCACUACGCCCGAGCCUGUCACCACUACGCCCGAGCCUGUCACCACUACGGCCGAGCCUGUCACCACUACGCCCGAGCCUGUCACCACUACGGCCGAGCCUGUUACUACUACAGCAAUGCCUGAGAGCGAGGCGACUACGGAAAUCUCGAGCCCUUCCCAGACGACGCCUGAAGCUAUCAACACCAAGCUGGAGAAUGACACUUCUCCUGAUGUGCAGCCGACAGAGGAGAAGAGCUCAGGUGGGGCUCAGCGUCUGCGUUUUUGCUUGCGUUGUAGCGCUUCCGCAGAUGAAGCCGCGUCGCCAGAGUCGAUGCCUGAUGAUAUGGUUGUCCAUGGCACUCCCGAAGGGGAAACGGAGAGCUCCGAGGCGACUAACACCGGAAGGGCUGACCUGUCGGGGACAAGCGAUUCUAACUUGGAGUCUGAUGGGAAGGAACUGAAUGCAGCUCGUCCAGUUGACUCUACAGCUGAUGAGAAGCCGACUGAUGCUGGCGCGGCUGGUGAGUCGUCUUCCUCGGAAGAAGUGGAGAAUCUCAAAGGCAAGAAGUCUGGCAAGAGUGGCCCAUUCGUGUUGAAGGGUGUCAAAAGACAUGUGACGAUAUCUCAAGAAGAGGAGUGGACCAAGGCCGGGCAUAGGAAGCGAAAAUCCGCCUAG